CGACAAAGCCAUCAGAUGCUUCUCUCCAGUAGGGUCAUUACCUUAGGCUUGACUACGACUUUCCCGGGUCUUUGGUCACUGUCUGUCCUGGGAAAAAAUAAAGCCGUAGUGUGUCCUGGGAAGAGAAGAGUGUUCCUGGUUCAGCUCCUGCAGGUGUUGUUGUACCAUAACAAACGUGACAGUCACACCAAGAUGCAUCUAGAGGCUCAGGCUAUUGUGUUGGCAGCCGGCCCAGGGAUGAGGAUGACCACCUUGACCAACCACACACCCAAGUGUCUCCUGCCUGUGGGUACACUCCCCAUGGUCUGCUACCCCUUACAGAUCCUGCAGGAGGCUGGCUUCUCUGAGGUGACGGUGGUGGUGAGCGGAGGAGAGGAACAGAGGAUGAGUAAGGUGGUGGAGCAAUACGGCCUCAAGCUCAACCUCGACAUAGCCCCCGUCAACACCUCCCACGACCCUGGCACGGCCGACUCCCUCAGACACAUAGCCUCCAAGAUCAAACGGAGCGUUGAUGAUGUGGUGAUCGUAACGAGCGACCUGGUGACGGACGCUAAGCUGCAGCCAAUCAUGGACCAGCACCGGUCUAGUGGUGCUGCUCUCACCAUGCUCACAGCCAAUCAGCAGCCAGAGUUCUUAAAGGCCACACCUCCAGGACCUAAGACUAAACCCACUAUCAACAAUGACGUUAUCUGCACACAGAGCAAAACGGGGCGGCUAAUGUACGCCGUGGCUGGUGGCGACUACGACGAGGUCAUCUCUCUGCACAACCGUGUAAUGAAGAGCGCUAAGUCCCUCAACGUGUCGACAUCAACGGUUGACGCUCACCUCUACAUCAUGAAGAGAUGGCUCGUUGAUUACAUCCUCAGCAAGGAAUCCUUGUGUGGUGAGAUGGGCUCCCUCAAGGCUGAGAUUCUUCCCCACAUCAUCUCCCGUCAGUUCACCAAGGAGCCGAUCAAGCAACGCAGCGAACGGAAAUUGGAUAUCUACGACGUGUUAGAAACGGAGGAAUUUGACGACCUGGUGAGGAAGUACAACAGUAGUGUGGUGUUGUCGCGCCAUCACAACUCCCUGGAGCUGGACGCUCGGGUGUGUUACGUCUACCAUCACCCGGGCUGUUGUGUCCGUGCCAACACCCUCAACUCUUACUGGGAACUCAGCAGAAAGAUGCAUUCAUUGUUUGAGCAAGUUUACCCUAACUCAGCAUGGAGCAUCAAGCAUCCGUCAGCAGAUGUACAAGAGAAGGCUCAGGUGAGUGAUGACAGUCUGAUUGGUUCAGGAUCUGUCAUAUGCGAGAAGACCAACAUAACAAGUAGCGUCAUAGGCAACCACUGUCGCAUCAACUCCUUCGUCCGUAUACUGAACUGUGCCCUGGGCGACCACAUCACCAUCGCCCCGGGGUGUGUGAUUGAGAACAGUUUGAUAGCUGCCAACGUGGAGAGGAAGUGCACCAUAAAGAACUGCAUUGUUACCGACCCCAACAAGAUUGAGGAAAACAAGACUUAUACCAAUGAAAUCUUGGAAGCUGUACAAGAUUUUGCUUAGUCAAACGCACAGUACUAGUGAACACCGCCACCUGCAUCAUGGUCGCUGUAAGUCUCGUUGAGCCUCGUCUUUGUCCCUCCCGUCAUUAUUCCUUAAUUGUGUCCUUUUUGGUCUGAGUCAGGACCAAGGUUCUCUCUAAUUAUUUACAUCACAGUUUAAUAUUAAUGUUAUGUGCACCAACAUGAAGGUGAUGUGCAGUGCACACCAAAAUGUUGUAUUUAGGUAUAUUAUACAGACAGUCUUUAAUUUACAAAGAUUCAGUUUACCAAAGUGCAAAAUCAAAAAAAUAUUUCAGUAAUUUUUUGCAGCAUUGAAAUAUGUUGAGGUGGUAUAACUGGCAUCUCAGGGCCUCCUGUACUGGACCUGGUCAGAACCUAUUUAAAUCUGAGCUACGUAACCCAUAAUUCUAACUUGAUGUAAUGUACAGGCAUGGAAAAUUAGUCCUGUCUGUAACCUUGAGAUUCGUGAAUCCGAAGUAUCACACAUUGUUGGUGCCGUAGAUGGUGUACCUGUGCUGUAUGGUAUCUCAGAUUCACAAGUUAAUGAGUCUCUGGGUUCAUGGAUCGGAGGAAGGACUUACAGUACUUUUUUCCAUGACUGAACCCCCCCCCCCCGAUGUGAUCUCAUUAAGCAUAACCAACUUUGGGGUUUGGUUGUAAGUAUUUGGGGUUGAUUCUAGGUCUGAGCUUUAGUUUAGCUUUUGAAAUAUGAUAUGUAACAGUACCAGGACUUUUUUUUAAGAUUUUGACUUAAGUAAAAUAUUCCUUAACCCCAUUAGUGCGGGGAUACCACUUUUAAUAUUGUAUUUGGUUAACGCUAGAUGAUUGUAUUCAGCAUAUAGGAGAGCCCAAUCACAAGGGAUUAGUAGACUAUCUCUAUCAAACAGUUUUAUUCAGCUCAAAGGGGACCCUGUACACAAAGGGUCAAGCAUUCUAGUGCCAAAGUUAUUAAAUGGUACAGUACUGUGUUGUUAAGAUCAAAUACCCAGUAACAGCAAUGGGUAUAGCAUCUGCAGCUUGUGGGAGUUUUAGUGAUGUUGAUGUUAUUGUCUUCUGCUGAACUAUGAGACUAUGUAUUUCAGUCUAUUAAUUAUUUACCAUAUGAUAGAUUGUAUGCUAAGUGUGAUACCUUUGUAUCUUGCCAGAGCCCGGACUGUGGAGCUGCUGAACCGUGAAAACUCUCUAGUUAAAUUAUUAAAAAAAAAAAUUGUAAUAAUAAUUAAAAAAACAUGAUCAGUAAGACACACCAGAAUAACAAAAUUUAGUGGAAAUUUAACCUGGUGAGAGAGGUCCCUUGUCUCUAUAGCAACACACAGUAACAAAAUACUGUAGUAAUUUGUGAGUGUUGACGAUCAUCACACACGGAGACACAUUGUUUAAGAUCCUUUGGUUGAUGUGAACACCACAGCCGGUUCAUAUACAGUAAUAUCUUCGUUAGCUGGAAUCCCUCAAACCCGGAACUCUCCGAUAGCUGGAAUUGAAAUUUUCCGAGGGGCACAUUUUCUGGAAAAUUCUGAAUAAAAUUUUCCCAGUACCUGGAAAAUUCUGGGGAUGGGGGAUUUUCUUCAGGCUUUGAGAGAUGAAAUAGUGCAUCCUUCUGGAAUUUCCGAGAACUACUGAUACUGCUUUUAUAAUGUCUCUGGUGUUAUGCACACUUUGAUUAUUAACAUGUUAUGGAGAACCCACAUGUAAUUAGAACUUAAAUAUUGUUGAGUGUUAUUAUACCCAGAGAAUGUGUGACAGUGUUCAGAUCACACACUGAAGGCUUUAGUGGUGUAACAGCUGUUUCCAAGAAAAAUUUUUUUUUUUUAUUCAUGGGUGAGAAAAUAGUUCCAAUGAGACUUAUUAUGUGGACAAUAAUAGUUUUCAGCUUGGUAUCACUGUGUUGUAAAAUUUAAUUUGAAGAUUACUCAUCGAAGGGUGAUUCUCUGGAUAUACAAGCUGUUAGAAGCAGGUUCAGACAACAGGAGGCACUACAGGGUGGGAUGUACUGUGUAACUCCUGCCCAUAAAAUGAUAAAUUAUGUUCUUGUUUCUCCAUAGAAUUGUGAAUGAUAUAUUACUGUGACGUACAGUCGAUCCAAAAACUAUCUGUACUUGUGGGGGUGAAUUUUAAAAUGAAUACUGUGACUCCUGUUGUCUCGGUUGGGCUGCCCAAAUCCUUUGUCCUUCGUGCCAUAUUGCCUAACACAAUAUUGUAAGGAUAUUUUUUUUUAUCUGCUGUGAACAUCAAGUAUGUGUCAGCUUCAGGGCCUCAUGUUAAUGUAAUCAUCUCACCCGGGAGGUAAACUAAUCACUGUACAGCUGUGUAUGACCAGCUCUUGAUGGUAUAGUAUAGAAGUUGCUAAAUAUUACUGCCUGGCAUUCACCAUCUAGUGGGUUCCCCCCCCCCAGUAGUGUUGGGUUACAGUACAGUAUUUAUAUUUCUAAAGAUUGAGAAACAGUCAACAGUGGAUUCAUUUUAUGAGUAUACAAGGAUUAGGACACAGUUGGCAGCCAGGUGAGGCACCUUUGAGUUAAGUAGUCAGGACUUUUCUUCUUUGUCUUAGGUAGGUCAUGGUAGUCAGGGCAGUAUAGUUGCUAGGUCAAAGGUGGAAAUUGUGCAAGUCAUUUGACCUGAACCUUUACAAAACCCAUUGUUAGUGUGUAAGGGGAGAGAGAAUCUGAACCUCUGUUCCAACUGGAAUUAAAACUGGAACUGUUGAUCUCUCAGGUGAUGUUGAAACACUGACCACCAGAGGAGUCGGGAGAUAUUGUCCCACAAAUUUUGUAGUUAAGGUGUUGGUGUAGUUUAAGAGAGAAAUUGUGAUUCAUCAUAUUUUAUUAAUUAAUUUGAUUUAAUUUUGUGUUGAAAAUUAUCUUCAAAAAGAAAUCACAAACUUCACAAACUCAAGCAACAUGAGAGGGUGGCAGUAACAGUUACAGGAGCACAUAUGGGAGAGAUUUGUUUAUAAGAAUGUUUUGUUUUGAAUAUAUUUGAAAAUGUGAAA
Molecule: messenger RNA, 4530 nt
Organism: Homarus americanus (American lobster)
Lineage: Eukaryota; Metazoa; Arthropoda; Malacostraca; Decapoda; Nephropidae
Gene: eIF2Bgamma
Product: translation initiation factor eIF-2B subunit gamma-like
Exons: 11
Coding region: 16-1542 (508 amino acids)
Biological process (GO): cytoplasmic translational initiation; biosynthetic process
Cellular component (GO): guanyl-nucleotide exchange factor complex; eukaryotic translation initiation factor 2B complex
Molecular function (GO): guanyl-nucleotide exchange factor activity; translation initiation factor activity
Source: RefSeq, a predicted model, not a curated record